AUGUCACCCCAUGAUACCACAUCCAUACAGUUACCCACACUCACACCCACCCACAUACCCGCCCUCAUAUCCGCCCCCGUUUCCAUAUCCACCGUACCCCUACUGAGUAUAUGUUAGUUGUAUAUAGUGUAAAAACAAGGAUAAAAAAAUCAAAAGUAUGGGAGCUUCUUAAAAAGGAUCCUAACGAUAAGAAAUUAUCUGUAUGCAUGAUAUAUCAUACUGAAAUCUAUAACAGUGGUAAUACAAGCAAUUAUUGGAAUCAUCUACAUCGUUAUCAUGCCUCUAAAUUAAAAAAAUCUAUUGAACGUGAAGAGGAAUGGAGCCCUUCACAGUCUACCCCCAAUGAGAGUGAACCUGAAGGUAUUAGAACAGAAACUGAGAAUCAAUGUGUUAAUACUCAGAAAAAUUUGUGUCGAAAACAUUUUAAAUAUCAGCCUUCAUUAAAGAAGUUUAUAAAAAAACAAAGACUGUGUUAUGGUGCUAAUAGCAAACAAAAAGUUAUAUUGGAUAAAGCACUAAUGAAAUUUAUUACUAGAGAUCUUCAGCCUUUAAGCAUAGUAAAUGAUAUUGGAUUUCAAGAAUUUGUGAAUGAAUUGAAUCCACGUUAUAGUUUGCCAAGUCGACCUACAGUCACUAAUGUUUUAAUUCCAAAAAUGUAUGAAGAGACGAAAAAGAAAAUUACAAUUAUCUUAAAUACUGUCAAUGUUGCCAGAGAAUCUUAUCUGACGGUUACAGGUCAUUUUAUUUUUGAUUCUAAACUAGAAGCAGCGUUAUUGAAUUUUAUUCACGUCAGUGAUGAAUGA
This is a messenger RNA of Osmia lignaria (orchard mason bee), 803 nucleotides long. The record is from RefSeq and is a predicted model, not a curated record. Lineage: Eukaryota; Metazoa; Arthropoda; Insecta; Hymenoptera; Megachilidae.